ACAAUAAUCAUCAUCAAACGGGUCUCUUACUUCACUCCCACUUUCUCACCUUCGCUUUCGGUUCUAAGAUUCCCACACAAAUCCAACGACACACAUUCAUUUUUUCCCAUUUCGAUUCAAGCCAUGAGCAACGAAUAUGAUUAUUUGUUCAAGCUCUUGCUAAUCGGCGACUCUUCCGUCGGAAAAUCUUGCCUUCUUCUCAGAUUUGCGGAUGAUUCUUAUGUGGAUAGCUAUAUAAGUACAAUUGGAGUUGAUUUCAAAAUCAGAACUGUGGAACUGGAUGGAAAGACCAUUAAGCUCCAGAUUUGGGACACUGCUGGUCAGGAGAGAUUCAGGACUAUAACAAGUAGCUAUUACAGAGGUGCACAUGGAAUAAUUAUUGUUUAUGAUGUUACUGAAAUGGAGAGCUUUAACAACAUCAAGCAAUGGCUGAAUGAGAUUGAUAGAUAUGCUAAUGAUAGUGUAUGCAAGCUUUUAGUAGGAAAUAAGUGUGAUUUAGUUGAGAACAAGGUUGUUGACACGCAGACAGCGAAGGCAUUUGCAGAAGAGCUCGGAAUCCCUUUUCUAGAGACGAGUGCAAAAGACUCGAUCAACGUGGAGCAAGCUUUCUUAACUAUGGCUGCUGAAAUAAAGAAAAAAAUGGGGAGCCAGCCAACUUCGUCCAAGUCGUCAGGAAAUGUGCAAAUGAAGGGGCAGCCAAUUCAACAAAAGAGCAGCUGUUGCAGUUGAGCAUUUACUCUCACGCCUUAUUAUAUAAUGGUAUAAUCUAAGUUAACAAGUUUCUUAAGAAGAUGAAAUUGUGUUUACUUUGUGUUGGCUCAAGGAUCUCUAUGUAAUUGUGAAUUAUUCCCCGUUUGAAUCCUUGUGUGUAUAAAUGCUUUGUGACAGUUACCUUUGGAUACUCUCUCUCCCUCUCCUAAUCACCACUAUAUGCUAAAGUUUGGAGAGAAUUAUAUCAGUGUAGUUUGGAGUAAAGAAAACUAUUC
This is a messenger RNA of Cucumis melo (muskmelon), 986 nucleotides long. RefSeq names its product ras-related protein RABD1. NCBI's taxonomy places the organism in Eukaryota, Viridiplantae, Streptophyta, Magnoliopsida, Cucurbitales, Cucurbitaceae. Gene Ontology annotation, biological process: regulation of exocytosis; protein secretion. Bases 124 to 729 code for a protein of 201 amino acids. Gene Ontology annotation, molecular function: GTP binding; GTPase activity. The transcript is spliced from 8 exons. The record is from RefSeq and is a predicted model, not a curated record.